Molecule: messenger RNA, 348 nt
Organism: Gongylonema pulchrum
Lineage: Eukaryota; Metazoa; Nematoda; Chromadorea; Rhabditida; Gongylonematidae
Source: the annotation of a GenBank genome assembly
AUGCUAUACGCGGUUCAGGAAUGGCCACGAAGUGUUGCUGCGCGGCAGCACUCGUUGAGUAAAUCGCUGAAUCCGAAACCGCCGAUGUCACUCAUUUUGAUCGACAGAACGUCUGAUAAAUUAGUCGGACACGCACGUUUGUGCCCUCUUCCAACUGAGAAGCAAGCGUGCUGGAUUGAGUCGGUUAUUAUCAAAAGCGACCUGAGAGGACAAGGUUUAGGACGUUGGUUUAUGGCUCAGCUGGAAGAUAAAGCCGAAAAAUAUGGCUUCACAAAGGAUUAUCAAGGCUCCAUACGCUUUUUGUUGCCUCAUCGUCCUACAUCAUGUAGAAUGAAGGGGAGCAGAUAA